Molecule: messenger RNA, 2942 nt
Organism: Drosophila obscura
Lineage: Eukaryota; Metazoa; Arthropoda; Insecta; Diptera; Drosophilidae
Gene: m
Source: RefSeq, a predicted model, not a curated record
UUUCCCGUUUGAUAUUAAGUGUUCCAGAAAUAUACGGCAAACAUACAUAUACUCGCAUAAGGAAUUGAAAACAGCAGAAAAACUAAAAAGAGAACACACAGAAAUUGUGUCUGAUCAUCCGAAAAAGCUCUAUCGAUCCAAACGCCACGCCCACAGCACCAGCAUGUGGAGCCCACAAAAAGGUCCUACACGGCUGUGGGACCUUAGACUUAGUAGCUGUAUAUUUAUUUUACACUUAAUGUUUAGUUUAGUCAUAGCUGGUAAUGAACUGUGGCCCAUGGACCGGCCCGACGGUAUGCCCAACAUUGUCUCCCUGGAGGUGAUGUGCGGCAAGGAUCACAUGGACGUGCAUCUAACAUUCUCGCAUCCGUUCGAGGGAAUUGUUAGCUCCAAAGGACAACAUAGCGAUCCGCGUUGCGUGUAUGUGCCGCCCUCAACGGGCAAGACAUUCUUCUCGUUCCGCAUCUCGUAUUCGCGAUGCGGCACCAAGCCGGAUCUCAACGGACAGUUCUACGAGAAUACGGUAGUCGUGCAAUACGACAAGGAUCUGCUGGAGGUCUGGGACGAGGCAAAGCGGCUGCGUUGCGAGUGGUUCAACGACUACGAGAAGACCGCCUCCAAGCCGCCGAUGGUUAUAGCCGAUCUGGAUGUGAUUCAGCUUGAUUUUCGCGGUGACAAUGUUGACUGCUGGAUGGAGAUUCAGCAUGGAAAGGGACCCUGGGCGCCGCCAGUCAGCGGCAUUGUGCCCCUCGGCUCGACUCUGACCCUCGUUGUCGCCAUCAACGAUUAUCGCGGUGAAUUCGAUAUGCGCGUCAAGUCGUGCCUGGCCUCCGACGGCUCUGGGCAUGUGAUCAAUCUGUCGGAUGAGUUCGGCUGCGUGCUGCGGCCCAAGAUGAUUUCACGCUUCCUCAAGGCACGCGCACCCGACGAGCGGGCCACCGUCAUCACGUACGCCUUCUUUCACGCCUUCAAGUUCCCGGACGCGCUCAGUGUCCACAUCAAGUGCAAGGUGGAGAUCUGUCGCCACGGCUGCCUCGAUCACUGCCAGAACUCGGGCGUGGCGGGUGACGGCGGCGGCGGUGGCGGAGGUGGUCAUGGCCUGGGCCACGGCUUGACCAACGCAAACGAACGCAAGGAUGUGCACAUGGACGAUGCGAUGAGCAGCAGCAGCACCAACGAUCUGCUGCGAGACUUGUCCCUGCCCCCGGCACAGCAUGGAAUGGGCAUGGGAAUGGGCAUGGGCCAUGACAUCUUCUAUGAGGACAUAAUACACGACCAAAAGCAGACAAUUGGCGGCGGACAGGGCGUGGGCAUGGCAGCUGCUGGCGACUAUGGUGGCGCUCACGAGAAGAGCGCCAAUCUGCAGCCGCGACCCGUGCACGAGGACCAGGAGGAGGCCGAUCUGUCCGAUCUGUUUGGGGACGAUGAUCUCGCUGAUCUGGCGGACAUGGAUGGCGGCGAUGGUGAGCGGUAUUUGGGCCUCAAGAAGAGCGGCAAGUUCCCCCAUGGACCGCGGCAGCUGGAGGCACAGAAGCGCAUGGGCGUGCCCAUGGCCGGACCCCGCUCCCUGGAGCCCCGGAACGAUGAUGAGGAUGUGCCACGGCCCGUCUACCGACCCCAGGCGGAGCCACUGAAACAGUCGCGCGAGGAUCAUAUCGAUCUGGAUUCGGAUUCGGAUGCGCAUGCCAGUGAGCCAUCCCCCUCAUCCACAUCCUCCAGCACAGAGGCGCCGGAGAGCUCGCAGCGUCGCCGGCGUCGUCGUCGCUCGCUGGUCAUCUCAGAUCGCAAGGUGCGCAGCGCCGAUGUGGGAGUCAGCGGGCUCUAUGACGUCAUCUCUGAGGCAGACCUGGCCUUCUCGCCGGACUCGAAGCAGGAGGCCGUCACCGUGUUCCAGGGCAAGAUCAGCGAGGAGGUGGUCUACGGCAUCUGCAUGCCCGUGCCCGGCUUCAGCAUUCUGUUCAUUGUGGUCAUAUCGGCGACGAUUGUGUCGGCCUUGGUUGCCGGCUCCCUACUCUAUCGCUAUCAGCUGCAGAAGGAGGCCCUGGACAAGCAGACGCCCAUGCCGGUGCCCGGCACCCUCGCCUCCUGGAUGACAUUGCGCCUCUUCCGACUGCGCCGCACAGAGCAGCAACAGCAGCAGCAGCAGGAGCAAAUGCGGCAGCAGAGCCCCGUUGUGGGGGGGCAUGAAACGGUUCAGUGAUCGGUGCGGAUAGUAUCGUCAAUCGGAUUGGAUUGGAUUGUGGCCUGCGUCUUCGUCUUUGCCUUAAAUUAUUAUUUAUUAUUUUUUUGUUUUUUGUUUGGAGCGAGAGAGAGACAGAGAGCGAGAGAGAUAUACCGAGAUGAAGAUGGAGAUGGCGCCCGUUAUGUUAGCUUCUCGUCCGUAUCCGGGCAACAAUGCAAUACUCGAACCAGCCCGCUCCAAAUGGUUCCGUUUCACAUUUCGUAUUGGUGCUGAACGAUCGAACAGAGGAAGGAACGAUCCAUUACAUUUUUUUUUUGUUUGGGUGCAUUUAGUCGUAAAAAUUGCAUAAAAACACACACACACAACACACCACACACACAUACACAUAUACUAUAGAGAAAGAGACACAACACACAAAAAGGUGAAUUUACUUAUAAGGUGGGUGGGGGGACCACCCACACACCCCGUGUGUCACUCAACGCAUGCAAGCAAACGAAGAGAGAGUGAGUUGAGUGCGCUCUCUUUCCAGCUGAGAGCGCGAGGGCGUGCUCCACCUUAUCAGUAGAUUCACCUUAACCCCGAAGCGGUGCUGCUGCUCAUUGAGUAAUGUGAGAGAUGGCAAUGAGAGCUGGGCGAUGGAGAGUUCACAUCAUCUAGGAUUAAGGGAAACUUAUUUAUUUAUUGAUACAUAUAAAUACUUACAUAUAUAGAAAUAUAUAUAUAUAUAUUUUGAGAAAAUCGUACGAUAUAAAGCUAUAGC